UUGCAUGGCUGCCUAAUCGCCGAAUUAGUCCAUUGACGUCAUCUUCGGAAAACACAGGUAUCCCAAAUAUCCCCAAACAUUUGGUUCUAUGUAGCUAUUCACCAGUCUCUCUCCGUCCGAGUUAAAAUUCAAGAUGGAGGCCAAAGGCAACAGARUGGACAGGAAAAGACCAAGAGAUAAUAACGAGGAAGAUUUCUUGAUUAUACGAGCUAAAGGACAGUAUUUGAAAGUCCCCAAGGAACGAGAACAUGAAGGAAUUUCUAUUUCAAGUGGAACAGAUAAUUUAGUAAAGCCAAAGAAAAGAAAGAAAGUCAUUUCGAGGAAAGAGAAAAGAAAAAUUAACAGGGACGAAAAGAAGACGAAGAAAAAGAACUUCUUUCUAAAGAAUGUAAAGUCAGAGAGCACUACGAAACAGAAACCACAGGGUAAAAAACAAGUUAUAUCUGAUGAAACGCAUGAAUUAAUAGACACAGAAGAACCUUCAAAGAGAAAGAAAGGAAAGAGGAAACGAAAGAAAUCUAUGCCAACUGAAAGAGACCUGGAAAUCCAGAGGCUGAAGGAGGAAAAUGAGAAUGAAGAUAAGCAGAUUAAGAGGCUAGAAAAAUUACUCAACAUGAAAAACAAAAAGAAUUUGCCUUCUCAGUUUAAAGCUGAUGGUUUGGACUAUCUGUUUGAGGUUUGUGAUCAUCAGAGAUAUAAUCUUGAAGGUGGAAGUGACAGUGAAAAUGAUCCUGGGCUUGACAAAUACCUGAAAGCAUUCUCUAGAAAUAAAAAGGAUAAAAGCAAAAUGUUUAAUACGAAAAAAGAUGGAAAAGCGAAAGAAAAAGAAAGUGAUGCUCUUGAUGAAGAAAGUGACUUGGAUUUAACUGAUGAUGAUGAUGAUGAUGAUGACAAUAGCGAUGAGGAGGAGGAGGAGGAAGAUGAAUCCUUCCUUAACAACAGUGCUUGCGAAAAAGCUGAAAAUGAUAGUGAUAGGAAUUCAGAUAAAGAUGAUGAUGAUGAUGAUGAUGCCCAAUCCAAUAAUGAUGACAAUAUUGAUGAUGAAAACAACAUAAGCUGUGAAAGCAGUGAUGAUAAUGAAAAAGAUGAUGUUGAAGAUGACAUUGAUGAUGAUGAUGAUAGCAAUGAAAGUGAUGAGGACAUCAAUGAAAAUGACACUWAUUCGAAUGUGAAAUUAAAUAGUGAAGUAAAACAUGAUUCAAUUAUUCCAUCUGGUAAAAAAGGAAUCCAAGAAAAUCCAACCAAAUAUAUUCCUCCGCACCUGCGAGGCACAGACAGUUCUAAGUCUAAUAAAGAACAUUUGGAUAAGGUGAAAAGGCAGCUCAAGGGACUAUUGAACAGGCUCAGUGAAGGAAAUCUUCAAGUUGUCUGCAGUGAAAUAGAGGGACUUUUUAAUCGUAAUAGUAGGAAUGACAUGAAUGAACUGCUGACUAGUCUGAUCCUAGAUUCUUGUGUCUCGACAUCAUUGAUGUCUCCAAAGCUCUUAAUGGAACACUGUUUGCUUCUAGCUGUUCUAAACAGCAACAUUGGAUUGGAAGUAGGGGCCCACUUUGUUCAGACAUUAGCAGUUCAGUUUGAUCGCCUUCACAAAGCUGGGCAAAGUGAGAACAGUGGCAAGGAGAUCUUUAAUGUUGUUUCGUUAUUUUCACAUCUUUAUAAUUUUAAGGUUAUUCACUGUGGUCUGAUUUACGACAUCAUUCGUCUUCUGUCUGAUGGAUUCCAAGAACAAGAUAUUGAUUUGCUGCUGUUAAUAUUAAAAAGCACAGGAGCUGAGAUCCGUCGAGAUGAUCCUGGAUCUUUAAAGGACAUCAUUCUACAAAUCCAAGCAAAGGCAGCAUCUGCUUCUGACCUGUCAAAUGACUCUCGAGUUCGUUUCAUGUUGGAGAUCAUCUCAAAUCUGCGCAACAAUAAUCUACAAAAGAUACCAGGCUAUGACCCAUCACAAGUUGAACACCUCAGGAAACUACUACGAUCAGUUAUUAGAGAUUAUAAUCGAUCAUCAGGCUCUCAGCUGCAAAUAUCUUUGCGGGAUCUCCUUGAAGCAAACACCAAAGGCCGGUGGUGGAUCGUGGGCUCAGCUUGGAGUGGACGUCAAGAGUCUAGGGAUACCUCUGUUACGUCAUCUGCCCAAAAGUGGAACUCUAAGCUACUGGAAUUAGCUCGUAAACAACGCAUGAACACUGAUGUCAAGAAGAACAUUUUCUGCGUCAUGAUGACUAGUGAGGAUUAUGUAGAUGCCUUUGAAAAGUUAUUGCGGUUAAAUUUAAAGGAUGUUCAAGCUCGUGAGAUCGUACAUGUUCUGGUUGAUUGCUGUAUGAAGGAGAAGUCUUACAACCCUUUUUAUGCCUAUCUUGGACAGAAAUUCUGCGAAUAUAACCAUUCUUAUCAGGUUACGUUUCAGUACACAUUCUGGGAUAAAUUAAAAGUGAUUGACAGCUUGACAGAGAGCAGUGUUCAAAAUAUGUCUUUCCUUCUAAGUCACCUCAUCGCAAGCAGAGCACUUUCUCUUUCUAUACUAAAGGCGGUGAAUUUCAUGGAACUGGAGAAACCGUCUGUUCGUUUCUUCAAGCAUUUCUUUACCUAUUUGCUGACUGAAUACCCUGCAGAUACUAUCAGGAAGUCGUUCGAGAGAAUUGCCUCGUUGAAAGACUUGGCACACGCUCGCCAAGGCAUGGCUAUUUUUAUUCGUCAUUUUAUCGCUAAGAAAAAGAAACACGAUGGUGGAGGAUCAAGUGUCAUCGCCGAGAGAAUCCAAAGUGUCAUCGAUAUCCUGCAUUCUUCAAGUGGCUCUGUACUAUAGCAAGUACAUUUUCUGUAUUUUGUUCAUAUCUCGUUGGGUCCUGUUUGUUUACAGUUCGUAAACAAUACUGGCUCCCAUUAUGCCACGUGACCCAUGUCAUGUGCCAUGUGACCUGUGUCAUGUGACCCUUGUGAUUUAGGUCUACUUUCUCUACUGGAAGCGGUUGGCAAGAAGAGGAUCGUUUUGUCAUCGCGUAUAAAAUAAAAUAAAUAAAAAAUGUGGUCCGAAAUCAAACUAGUGAUAACAAAAUUGCAAGCCCGUGUAGCUUCUUUCUUCUAUCAUCUGAUUGGUCAAAUGCAAUUUAUUGACUCUUGAAAACAGUGCAAUUUAAUACCCAAAAUGGUCUGAUUCUUAAUUUAAUCGCACUGCUGACAGCCAAUCACAUUUCAGGAUUUGCUGGUGCUCUCAAAUUGGAUAUAAUCGAUUCAUAUCAAUUUGUUGUCCAGCUAAUUGRUAGCGCAUGACUCAAAAGAAAACGGUGUCUUUGGCUUAAAGCUCUAGACCAAUCAGAUAUAAGAAAAAAGAGACAACGCCCUUGUAAAUUGGGUUUGUAAGACGCAAUUAUAGCCCUUGUUGCAGAAUAUAAAUCUGCCCGAAACUUUAAGGGCUCAUUUCAGUUUGUAAAAAAAUUGUAUUACGAAGGUGCUGACUUAGUUCCAACUGAAGUUGUUUUUCACCAAAAUGUAUCGAACACAUGGAAGGCUUAAUCCAUAUUGUAUCAUUCCUCCCAUCGGAUCGUCAAUCUGUUUUUUUGAAAAUUUUAACCAGGCGGUACUGCAACCGUUACUUACCAUCCGCGAAAUGGAAAAUUCUUUACGAGACACCAUGAUGGAACCGACGACUCGAGACUCCAGUAGUGGAAAAGCAUUUCAUGUUCAGAGAAAGGCCCGUACGUUUUAUCCAGGCAAAAUAAAUUUAAACGAGUCAUUAAAAACUGAAGAUAUCAGAAUGGUUUAUUCAGACGAAGAGAUUGACAUUGAGUUCCAAUAUCUUGGAAUGCAAGAUAGGAAAUAUUGCUCAUCAGAAGACGACCAGGACGGGGAUGAUGACAAAGAAUACGUAAUUGGCAGCACGGGCGUAGAAGGAGACGAGCAAGACACCGAGGACCGUAAUAAGAACACUGAAGAACUGGAAGAACCUGAUCCUGAUUUUUUUGAAGGUGUGAUAAACAAACUGCAAUCGUGGUGCAGUAAUUCCGACCAAGAGACAGACAAUGAGGACUUCCAAGAUUUCUCCAUUAUCGAUGGCUCAGAUCCCAGCUUGAUUACCAUCUCAUGUCUACCUAUGGCGCACAUACAAAGGAAUAGCGAUCAGAAUUGAACAGAAAACAUCAAGUAACAAACGACUAACUAACUCUUAAAGAUUUUUUUUYCUUAAACCAUAGCAUUUUAACGCGCCAAAUCUGGAAUUUUACACUACUAUUAUAUGUACACGUUAUUCUUCGGUCCGGUUUCUUUCUGAUUUUCUAUCUUUUUUUUUUUUUUUUUUCCUUUUCAU
Molecule: messenger RNA, 4297 nt
Organism: Actinia tenebrosa (Australian red waratah sea anemone)
Lineage: Eukaryota; Metazoa; Cnidaria; Anthozoa; Actiniaria; Actiniidae
Product: nucleolar MIF4G domain-containing protein 1
Biological process (GO): ribosomal small subunit biogenesis
Cellular component (GO): nucleolus
Molecular function (GO): protein binding; RNA binding
Source: RefSeq, a predicted model, not a curated record